This is a messenger RNA of Rhizophagus irregularis DAOM 181602=DAOM 197198, 1407 nucleotides long. The record is from RefSeq and is a predicted model, not a curated record. Lineage: Eukaryota; Fungi; Glomeromycota; Glomeromycetes; Glomerales; Glomeraceae.
AUGUCUUUUGAAUAUUGUCAGGAAGCUAUUAGUGAUUAUGAAAAAUUGUUCGAAACUGAUGAAGGAUAUGAUGUUAUUAUUUUCGCCGGUGAAAAUGAAAACGGAAAAGAAAUACAUGCGUUUUCAAAUAUUUUACGUAUUAGGUCUCAAUAUUUUCGUACUGAACUCUCUAAUGAAUUGACCAAGAAAAAGGAUGGAAAAUUUAUUUUUAAUUUCCCUAAUAUUUCCCCUCAAUUAUUUAAAAUCAUUUUAAGAUUUAUUUAUUGUGGAAAGAUUGAUUUGGCGAAAUUACAAAGACUAGAUGUUCUAAAGCUUUUGAUAGCAGUAGAUGAACUUAAAAUACAAACUUUAAUCAUUUGUAUUCAGGAAUAUUUGAUUAAACAUCAACAUGAAUUUUUACAACAAAAUCCUACAGAAAUUCUUGAAAUGGUCUACCAGCACGAAGCUUUCACGGAUUUAUGGAAUUAUUGUCUUGAAGAAAUUUGUGCUAAGCCAGACAUACUAUUUAAAUCUGAUAAAUUUAUCAAUUUAAAAGCACCUUUAUUGGAGUUACUUUUAAAACGAGAUGAUUUAUCAUUGAAUGAAAUUGAUAUAUGGAAUAACCUGAUUAAAUGGUGUUUUUUUCAAAAUCCUUCUAUUCAGAAAGAUGUUAAGAAAUGGAAUAAAGAAGCAGGUGUAAUUAUGGAAAGAACUAUUCAUAGAUUUAUUCCAUCAAUAAGAUUUUAUCAUAUCUCUUCAGCAGAUUUUAUAACUAAAGUAUACCCCUUUAAAAAGGUAAUACCAAAGGAUUUAGUUAAUAAUUUACUUGUAUUUCAUAUGGCUCCAGAUGAACAAUUAAAUAUUAAUAUACAAUCUCCUAGAAAACCAAAAUGUAUUUAUGAUUCUAUUUUCAUUAAUAACAAACAUUUUGCCAUGUUUUCUAGUUGGAUUGAAAAGAAAAAUCAGUUUCAUUAUAAUGAAAAAACUAUUCCUUUUAAUUUUAAUUUACUUUAUCGUGCUAGUAGAGAUGGUAAUACAGCUACAGCAUUUCAUACUAAAUGUGAUAAUAAAGGAGCUACUAUUGUUAUAGUAAAAAUCAACAAUUCAGAGCAAAUAGUUGGAGGAUAUAAUCCACUUAAUUGGGAUCCAAUUGUUACAUCUGCAUCUACUUAUGAUAGCUUUUUAUUCUCAUUUAAAAAUAAAGAUGACCUUCAAAGUGCAAAAGUAGGUUAUAGUACUGGUAAUCAAUAUUCUAUACGUUAUAGUUCAAAUUUUGGUGCAUACUUUGGUGGAGGUAGUGAUUUAGUAUUUUCUGGUGGGAAUUGGUAUGGCUAUACAAAUACUUCAUGCUCUUAUCCUAAAAUUGGUAUACCAGAAUAUGGGUUUAAAGCCGAUGACUAUGAAGUUUUUCAAGUUGUUAAAAAAUAA